AUGUUUUUACACCAGUUUCUUAUUUAUGAUUAUGCUCAAGUUCGGACAGUAUUCCAGUGCACCUGGCCAGGGUGUGGGAAGACUCACAGCACUUGUGCAGGAGUUGAAAAACAUGUUAGAAUAAAGCACCUCAGGAGAGAAGAUUCAGAAUCAGAUGGAGAGGAAGAAUUCUACUAUACUGAAAUUGAAGUGGUUGAUGACGCAAGUGGGGUCGAGAACAAUGCUGAGUCUUUGCCCCAAAUUACAAAUACUCCACCCUCUACUACAAAUAUCUUGCCCUCAUCCAGUGUCCUGGCGUCCAGUCACAUCCCCAUGUCCACAAGCACACCAAUUUUGACCCACAUGAAAACCUCAGAACCAAUACCUAUGAAACCCAUGAUUGGCAUUCAUGAUCAUGAUUAUCAAAAAAAGGAACAUCGAUACUUAAGCCAAUCUGUAGACUCUUCAACAACCAACUCUGGAAAUUACUUAAAAGAAGGGCCAUCAACUCCAAUCCCAAUUAACAUGCCUCAGAUAAAGAAAUCUCUUUCUUGGCAAAAUAGAGUUAAUACAACAACAACACCACCAGGUAUCUCGACAUCUGCACCAAUCCGUGUUAACAAACCAAGUCCCCAAGAGAGACUCCAGCAACACCAGAGCCAAUCUCCAAAAUGCCACAUGUUGACCUCUCCUCAAAAGUGCACAUUGACUCAUAAAAAGUCACGCAGUGAAAUUUUAAACAAAAUUUCUGAAAUGUACUUAUCUAUCUAUCUAUCUAUCUAUCUAUCUAUCUCAGUUUAUUUGUACAUUUCUUUCUUUUUGUAUGUAUAUUUUUUCAUAUCUAUCUCAGCUGGUUUCUAA
Acanthosepion pharaonis is the source of this 840-nucleotide messenger RNA. The record is from the annotation of a GenBank genome assembly. Lineage: Eukaryota; Metazoa; Mollusca; Cephalopoda; Sepiida; Sepiidae.